Messenger RNA from Dermochelys coriacea (leatherback sea turtle), 5502 nucleotides. It is a transcript of the gene TLE3, whose product is annotated as TLE family member 3, transcriptional corepressor. Gene Ontology annotation, biological process: regulation of DNA-templated transcription; negative regulation of canonical Wnt signaling pathway. The coding region runs from base 703 to 3033 and encodes 776 amino acids. The transcript has 20 exons. NCBI's taxonomy places the organism in Eukaryota, Metazoa, Chordata, Testudines, Dermochelyidae. Gene Ontology annotation, molecular function: transcription corepressor activity; protein binding. The record is from RefSeq and is a predicted model, not a curated record. Gene Ontology annotation, cellular component: nucleus; transcription regulator complex.
CCUCCUCUCCUCGGGAGCAUGGGUUCUCCGCCGGGCUCCGGCUCCCGGCGGCCGGGGGUCCCCGCGGCUUGAACCCGCCCGCGGCCGAGCCGGCGAGGAGCCCUCUUCGGAAGCGGAACCCCGCCGCCGCCGCCGGGCUGUGGCGCGAUGGGGCCGGCGAGCCGCUGAACGGACGCCCGGGAAGGGGAGUUCGCAGCCGAGCCCGAGCGGCCGGCGGAGCCCGGCUCGCCCUUUGCCCGCCCGCGAAGUGGCCUGGCUGGGGUCCCCCCCACCCCCUUCGGGCAGCAGCGUUUGGGGGUUUUUCCUCGGCGCCGAGCCGCGGGGCUGGAUCGUGGAGAGCGGCGGGCGGGCGGCCGCCCCGCGGGCUGAGGAGCGGCGGAGCCCGGGUUGACGCUCCGCCUUCGGGGGCCGGAGCCCGCAGCCCCCCGGGGGAAGCAGGGAGCGGGCGCUGCUCCGCGGCCCCCGCCAUGUGCGCCUUUCGGCCGAGGGGAGCCCGGCUCCUGCGCCCGGGGCUGGCGAGCCUGCCCGCCUGCUAGGCGCCCCGAGCUCGCACCGCCCGGGACUUCGCUGCUUCCUUUGUUCCAGUUUUGGCCCCUCCGGGGCGGCUUGGUGGCCGAGCCGCGGCCCGGCCCGGGCUCGCCUGAGAGCAGAGGGCGCUUGGGGCCGGUGGGGGAGUGACUUGGGGGCCGGUGAACUCCUGCGAUGUACCCCCAAGGCAGGCACCCGGCUCCCCACCAGCCUGGGCAGCCGGGCUUCAAAUUCACAGUGGCUGAGUCCUGCGAUAGGAUUAAGGAUGAAUUCCAGUUUUUGCAAGCCCAGUAUCACAGUCUUAAAGUGGAAUAUGAUAAGCUUGCGAACGAAAAGACAGAAAUGCAGCGCCAUUAUGUUAUGUACUACGAAAUGUCAUAUGGUUUGAAUAUUGAAAUGCACAAACAGACCGAGAUUGCUAAAAGAUUGAACACAAUUCUAGCUCAAAUCAUGCCUUUUCUGUCACAAGAGCACCAACAGCAGGUUGCUCAGGCUGUUGACCGUGCCAAGCAAGUGACAAUGACAGAGCUGAAUGCUAUCAUCGGGGUACGUGGACUUCCAAAUCUGCCUCUCACCCAGCAGCAGCUCCAGGCCCAACACCUCUCCCAUGCUGCUCAUGGCCCCCCGGUACAGCUGCCUCCUCACCCUUCAGGUCUUCAGCCACCAGGAAUCCCUCCCGUCACGGGGAGUAGCUCAGGACUGCUGGCUCUCGGCGCCCUGGGGAGCCAAGCCCACUUGACCGUUAAAGAUGAGAAAAACCAUCAUGACCUGGAUCACCGAGAGCGAGACUCAAAUGCAAAUAAUUCUGUCUCACCAUCAGACAGCCUGAGAACUAGUGAGAAACACAGGAGUUCUACGGACUACAGCAUCGACGCCAAAAAGCGGAAAGCAGAGGAGAAGGACAGCAUGAGCCGCUAUGACAGCGAUGGUGACAAGAGCGAUGACCUGGUGGUCGAUGUCUCCAAUGAGGAUCCGGCUACACCCCGCGUCAGCCCAGCCCACUCGCCGCCUGAGAACGGGAUAGACAAAACCCGAGGGCUGAAGAAGGAUGCUCCGAACAGCCCUGCUUCAGUCGCCUCGUCCAGCAGUACGCCUUCCUCGAAGACUAAAGACCUGGGCCACAAUGACAAAUCUUCAACGCCUGGGCUCAAAUCAAACACUCCUACGCCAAGGAAUGAAGCCCCAACUCCCGGGACGAGUACCACUCCAGGCCUUCGGCCUAUGCCGGGCAAACCAGCAGGCAUGGACCCAUUGGCGUCUGCCCUGAGGACCCCCAUAUCCAUCGCUGGCUCCUAUGCGGCUCCCUUCGCCAUGAUGGGACACCAUGAAAUGAACGGCUCUCUGACGAGCCCGGGGGCCUACGCGGGGCUCCACAACAUCCCGCCCCAGAUGAGUGCCGCUGCCGCCGCCGCCUAUGGCCGAUCGCCAAUGGUGAGCUUUGGAGCUGUCGGCUUUGACCCCCAUCCGCCCAUGAGGGGCCCCGGUCUCCCCACAAGUCUUGCGUCCAUACCCGGCGGGAAGCCAGCCUACUCAUUUCAUGUAAGCGCUGAUGGGCAGAUGCAGCCGGUCCCAUUCCCCCACGACGCCCUUGCUGGCCCCGGCAUCCCAAGGCACGCUCGGCAGAUCAAUACGUUGAGUCACGGGGAGGUGGUAUGUGCUGUGACUAUUAGCAACCCAACCAGACACGUGUACACCGGAGGAAAGGGAUGUGUGAAGAUCUGGGAUAUCAGCCAGCCAGGCAGUAAGAGUCCCAUUUCGCAGCUGGAUUGCUUGAACAGAGACAACUACAUCCGUUCCUGCAAACUCCUCCCUGACGGCCGCACGCUUAUUGUGGGAGGGGAAGCGAGCACGCUUACGAUCUGGGACCUGGCUUCCCCGACGCCAAGGAUCAAGGCUGAAUUGACCUCCUCUGCCCCAGCAUGCUAUGCUCUGGCAAUCAGCCCUGAUGCAAAAGUCUGCUUCUCCUGCUGCAGUGACGGCAAUAUUGCUGUGUGGGAUCUCCACAACCAGACACUGGUUAGGCAAUUCCAAGGCCACACAGAUGGCGCAAGUUGCAUAGAUAUCUCGCAUGAUGGUACAAAAUUAUGGACAGGUGGUCUGGACAACACAGUGCGUUCCUGGGACCUUAGGGAAGGAAGACAGCUCCAGCAGCAUGACUUCACUUCCCAGAUCUUCUCGCUGGGUUACUGCCCCACUGGGGAGUGGCUUGCAGUGGGCAUGGAGAGCAGCAAUGUUGAGGUGUUGCACCACACCAAGCCGGAUAAAUACCAGCUUCACCUGCACGAGAGCUGUGUCCUUUCACUCAAAUUUGCCUACUGUGGUAAAUGGUUUGUGAGUACAGGAAAGGAUAAUCUUCUCAACGCCUGGAGAACGCCAUAUGGAGCAAGCAUAUUCCAGUCAAAAGAAUCCUCCUCUGUCUUAAGUUGUGACAUUUCAGCAGAUGACAAAUACAUUGUAACAGGCUCUGGUGACAAGAAGGCCACAGUCUAUGAGGUCAUCUAUUAAACAAGGAUUUUAACAGGGCUGUCAACUCUGAAUAUUAGGCUUGAGUCUGACAAGACCAUGGCAAAGUCCUUUCAUUUUCCUACAUCCUUCAGAAGAGCAGCCAUGCAUUGAGAGAGUGUUUCCUGCCAGGCUGUGUAAUGUGGAUCUUCAUGGACUCAGAGUAAUGUGCAUGGACUGAUGUAUUUCAGCAAUUUUUAUUUUAAGCCGUGGCGUAUAUGGAUUUAUUUGGCGGUCUGCGAAUAUGGCGCACAUUGAAACCCUAAACAAGUUCCAUUUUGCUUUUAGGGUUUUCGUUCUUUUGUCUGCGCUUUGGUGGCACUAUAAAGGACUUAUUUUUUAUUGUGACUUUUUUUUUUGCGCUCUAUAUAAGACUUGUGAAAAAUGUAAAUAAUGGACUAGUAAAUAGAAUUGAAAGGGUGAGGUUAAUCCUCCUGGUACACUAGUUGUGUAUUUUUUUUAUUUUUUUUUUAUUUUUUUGUCUGCUGUAAUUGUAUUCCACUGAUGGGUUUGGUGGUGGCAAUUUCCCCCUUACCCCCCUCCCCCCCAAAGUAUCCAUUUGAGAUGCUACUUUGACCUGCAGCUUGUAACCAGAUUGAGCAGAGAUGUCCACUGGUGAAAGUUGUUCCUACUGUCAUACAUGUGAAUUGUUCAUUGUAUUAGUCAAAUGUUUGAACACUGUAUGGACUGAAGUUCAAUUGGUCAGAUCUUCAGCUACAUCAGCAAAACAAUCAAAUUUUUAUAUGGAUUUUUGUGCUCAUAUGUUUGAAGAAGACAGGAAGUCCAUGUUCUAAGAAACUUCUGCUCAAGCCCUUCUUGAUCUUCGGACAUAAAUGAUGAGGAAUAAUUUCAAAGAAAGCGUAGUAAAAUUCAGCUCAGGGAGCCACAAAAGAUAAUAGCAACUUAUGUGUUUUGUAUUCAAAUGAAAGUAAAGAAUUAGAAUUGAUAACCUUUAAAAUACAGUUCUUUUUUUAAAACAAAGUUUACUAACAAGUAGGGUUUGUGCGAGGUGGGGGCGAGGCGCUGUCUCUGGUAGGGGUCCAUGGCUUUAUGGUCUUGUCACUUUUGGUAUAUUGGUUCCAACAGAGCAAAACCCAUCCCCACACAGGCCAGUGUGUCAACAUUUUGUAUUAAAAGGUUAAAUAAAUAAAUGGGAAAUAAAAGUAUUUGUGUAGCAGAAGUGCUCACCCUGUAUUGUAGCAUAUGGAAGAGAAUUUUUAUACUACAUUUUUAUGGAUUAUUUUUUAAUUUUUGAUUUUAAUCUGGUCAAAAAUAAUUAGGGUUAUGGUGAAAACUACCUUUUUGAAAGCGAUAGUACAAAAGAAGAAAUGGACAAUGAAGUUGGAGAUGUUCAAGAACAGAAUGUUAAAGAACGUACAUUCAGCAUCAUGUCUGAAUUGCAAGUAAUCAGCAGUACCCUCCAGCAGUAGCUAUUGGUUUGGGGUGGGGGAGAACAUAGAUUUGGGGAUGAAAGUAAACUUCAUAGGAAUUUUUUCCCCAAAGUCUCACAUUUUAAGGUUGGACUUUUUCCCCCCAGAACAAAAACAAGGGAAAUUUCAAAGGCAAAAAGUAUGCACCCCAUAAGUCUUAUUAGAGGUGAUGUACCUCUGAUUCCAAGAAACUUGCCUGUCAUGCAAAAAGUGUGAAUUUUGAUUUAUGCACUGUCACAAAAAGCUCUUAAGUAAAAAAGCAUCUUUUAAAAAAGAGUGGUUUUUUGAAGUGCAGUUAUGUUUAGAAAAAUGACUGUGUAAAGAUGGCACCAUGUUCAGUGGAUCCACUUUCUAUGCAUAUGCGAGUCAGAUCUGCUUAUUUUUAAUGACUACACAUUUUUACUCUUUUCUGUUCACUGUAUUGUUCCGCAGUGUGAUAGCAGAAGGAGGCGGAUUCUUUUAUGGCCUGCUCAUCAUCCGCGGAAUGAUUUUAGUAAGUUCCAGUUGCAGGAUCAUUAUUACUGGUGAUAAUGUGAGAGUGCUAAUGAACCCAGCUUGACUCUCAGACCCCCAUGUGAAUUAAUUCAUUCAGAAUCAAUGAACACAGAGCCAGAGAGUACCAUGUUUAGAAUCACUUCUCAGUGUACAAGCCACACUUUACAACUAACUUGGAAGGAGUUGGAAAGGCUUAGAGGGUUUUGACUUCGAGUGAAAAUUCCCACUUUAACACCACAAGUUAAUGUCCCAAAAUGGUGAUUUGCAAGUUGGUGCUUUUUAAAUAAUAAAAAAAAAAGAUAAGCUGGGUGUAGCUAAGUAGGUGGAGGGUUACUAAGUCAUACUGUCUCAACUUUACACCAAAGUAUGUAGCAGAAUAUGUACAGCUGUUAAUAACUACAACUGUUUUUGUAAAAAAAAAAAAAAAAAAAAGUAAAGAAAGAAUAAAAACUAGAUGUAAUGAAGCUCAAAUGAAAAUCAAGCGUCUAUAAACCAUUUGCUCUCUGAAAACCUGCACUGAGUUGUUAAUAAAAACAAACAAACAAAA